UUUUUCAUUGUUGAAGGUAGACCUCAUUUUCUUCACCUGCACAAGAAUGAAAUAAGUCACGUGUUUACCUCGGACUUGGAGUGCCUACUGCCUAAUGUACCUAGUCGAAAUGAAACUGCGAAGUAUUCUCCGUACGUAAUGUACAGCUUAGAAGUUAGAAUCCGAGUUCUAUGGAAAUAGAAUUACCACAUAUCCGUCGCAAUUCGGGCAGAAGACAGGGCACCAACUGCCUUGGAUCCCACGCGAUAGCCUCAGUGCGAUGACGACUAUUAAACCGGCCGAACACCGACUGAACGGCAGACCACGCGUCCGUCCCACCCGGAGCGGAACGGUGCCUGGCUCAGUAGCAGCAGGGUCAACAGAAACAGCCCGAGGCAUAUCAUCGCUCAUCGCAGCCCGGUACAGCCCGCCACAGUCAGCUGCAGCCUGCCACAGCCCAUCCUCAUCUCCCUGUUCCGCCCGUGCCCGGCCAUGUCGCCCCUGCCCAGACUGGCGGCUCUGCUGCUCGCCGUCAUUACCGUCGUCCUGUCGUGUCCCAGUCCCGACUGGCUGGCCCUCACUGACGGCGAGUGCUUCCUGCCGCUGGUACCGCCCUUCUCCUCCAUGGACGCCGACGAGGCCGUGCAGACGUGCCACUUCUUCGGGGCGGACGUCACCCUGCCAGAGGUGCUCAGCGCCCCCAGUCAGGAGAGGGUGCACCUGCUGACCGGAGGCAACUCGGCCUGGCUGGGUCUGCGCAGGGCGAACUCCUCCAGUCCCUGGCUGUGGCAGGGCGGCCGGCCGGCCAACUACACUCAUUGGAGGGACGGCCAGCCCUACGACACCAACGGCCGUGACUGUGUCGCCAUGGACCGCGACGGAUACUGGUCCAAUGUCGACUGCAACAGCUACAACUAUUUCGUCAUCUGCUAUUAUAAAUUGGCCUGAGUGUUGGCCCCAUGUCACCGAGCGUUGAGAUACAAAGCACCAGAUAAACAGCGAUUUUAUCUUUCACGGAGAAACGCGCUGCAAUAUCUAUCUCAUCCAGUCCAGUCGCAAAUAAAACAGAAAAAUCUAUCA
Amphibalanus amphitrite is the source of this 1059-nucleotide messenger RNA. Its product is annotated as macrophage mannose receptor 1-like. Lineage: Eukaryota; Metazoa; Arthropoda; Thecostraca; Balanomorpha; Balanidae. The record is from RefSeq and is a predicted model, not a curated record. The transcript is spliced from 2 exons. The coding region runs from base 472 to 927 and encodes 151 amino acids.